AUGACCAGACUGGACGUGUCGUCCAGCCCAGUGCUUGCAGGCGCACCGCCGGUGCGUGCUGCGACGUCUGAGCCCGAUGUCAACCUCGGCGAGCAUUGGCGCUCAAGAAUCAAGGCGCUCAACAUUUUCAAGAGCACGUUUGGCCAUUUGCACGUGCCGCCGGACUUCGUCAUUGGCAUCACCGAGCCAUGCCACGUCGCAGCACGCACCGGCGGUGCGCCAGCAAGCACUGGGCUGGACGACACACUCUUGCCGCUGGCAGUGGCCCAGCUCGAAGACCUCGGUUUCGAAUGGGCGCCCGUGUCGUUCGAGUCGAUCGCUGCGGGGAUGCAGCUCUUUGCGACCACGUUUCCCGUCCACCCGCCGCGUACAUUUGUCGUGCCGGCGCAGCCACCGUGGCCUCAAGACCUCUGGGGCGAAGACUUGCUCGGAUCGAAUGCCAAGCGCGUUGCUUGGCUCGACACGACGACGACCGAGUACAACCAGUCGCUGGCGUUGUGCCGGGUGCCGUCGGCCACGCCGUCGGUGCCAACGGGAAGACCCGUGUACCCGCAGGACGUCGUUCUGGCUACGAUCGCACGCUACACGACAAUCAACGAGUGGCCCAUGGAGGCCUCUUUGAUGCCUCUCGGCUUCUUUGUUUGGGCGAUGCGCGACCAGUGGGCUCAUCUCAACCCGAGCGCGUCGAUGAUGCUCGAAGCGCUCGGUUUUGCACCCAACAACACUGGCGGCGUCCAUGUUGGUGGCGACAACGACGUCGGCGACGCGGCGCGUGUCCAGGAUCAAGCCCACGGCAACAUGGCUAUGCAUGCUGAGCCUGCACCGGCCGCUGGGCAAGCGCUCCCGAACGGCACCCACGGUGACCUGCCGCUGCCAGGUUUUGCCAACGGCGAUCCCGUUCCCCACGCUCGUCUGGACGACAUGCAGGACGACUCUGACGACGACGCCCUCAUUCGUCAUCGCCGUCGCCCUCGGUCGCCGUCGCCGGAGGUCGUUCGCCGAAUGCGCCGACGCGUCGAAUGAUUUCAACUCCACGAUGUGCUGCCGCGCGAGCAAAUUGCCGACAAGCCUGAAGAGCGCGCGGGGUUCGGCAUCUGGGGUAUCGUCAACGACCUUCGCAACUGGAUUUUCCAGUAGUCUCCGAAAGAGUCGACUGAAUGAGGCUCCAUGUCUUGUGGCGAGCUUAAUUUGGUCCUUCGUUGUUGUUUGCUUCUAGCCCGACGCUGUCGUCUUCCCCCG
Saprolegnia diclina VS20 is the source of this 1239-nucleotide messenger RNA. RefSeq lists its product as hypothetical. Lineage: Eukaryota; Oomycota; Saprolegniomycetes; Saprolegniales; Saprolegniaceae. The transcript is spliced from 3 exons. The record is from RefSeq and is a predicted model, not a curated record. Bases 1 to 1023 code for a protein of 340 amino acids.